AUGUCAUUCAAGCCUGUCAAGAAGCUUGACUCAUCUCCUGAGUCAGGCUACACCUCGCCAGAAGAAGCUCAAUCUGAAUCACGAAAAUUCAAGAAAAACACUAUUCUACCACCGGAAAAGAUUGAUCCAAUGGUGGGAAAAUCAACACAGAAACAUACAGUUACAUUUUCUAUAAGUGAUCCGAAAAAGAGUGAACUUAAUCAUCGUUCAGCUCCAACUUCAAGAAUCCCACCACCUUCACAACAAAAUAAUUCCGAUCAGCAACCCACCACAAGUGCUACAAUACAAGCAAACACAAAAGUCAAUGUUGAUACCAGGAGCGUUGUGAUCAAUAGUACCAAUUGUCGUAGCGACAGCAUGGAGAGCACAAGCAGUGCUCAUCUCAAGCCUCAUACGGGGGGUGAUGUAAGAUGGGAUGCAAUUAAUUUGAUUGCUGCAAAAGGACCAAUAGGACUCAGUCAUUUUCGACUUCUGAAACGUCUAGGAUAUGGAGAUAUUGGGAGUGUUUAUCUCGUUGAACUUCGAGGAACAAAUACCUACUUCGCCAUGAAAGUAAUGGACAAAGCUUCUCUUGCGAGUAGAAACAAGUUGCUUCGAGCACAGACAGAGAGGGAGAUUCUUGGACUUCUUGAUCAUCCAUUCUUGCCUACUCUUUAUUCAUACUUUGAGACUGAUAAGUUUUACUGCUUGGUUAUGGAGUUUUGCAGUGGAGGCAAUCUUCAUUCCCUUAGACAGAAGCAACCUAAUAAGUAUUUUACAGAAGAAGCUGCAAGGUUUUAUGCAUCAGAAGUUUUACUAGCUCUGGAGUAUCUGCACAUGCUAGGAAUUGUAUAUAGAGAUCUAAAACCAGAAAAUGUACUAGUGAGAGAUGAAGGACAUAUCAUGCUCUCAGAUUUUGACUUAUCACUCCGAUGUUCCGUCAAUCCAACACUCGUCAAAUCUUCAUCUGUACACAUUAACAGUGGCAGCAACAGUGGUAGUAGUAGCAGUUCACUUGGCAUUUUAGAUGACGAAUAUGCUGUUCACGGUUGUAUUCAACCUUCUACGUUUUUCCCUCGUAUUUUGCCUUCUAAAAAGAAUCGUAAAUCUAAAUCAGAUUUCGGUCUCUUUGUUAAUGGCUCACUUCCUGAGUUAAUGGCUGAACCCACCAAUGUUCGUUCCAUGUCAUUUGUGGGAACGCACGAGUAUUUAGCCCCAGAAAUUAUUCGAGGAGAGGGACAUGGUAGUGCAGUUGAUUGGUGGACAUUUGGCAUAUUCUUGUACGAGUUACUGCAUGGAACAACUCCCUUCAAAGGUCAAGGUAACCGUGCUACGCUUUACAAUGUAGUAGGACAGCCACUGAGAUUUCCUGAAUCACCACAAGUGAGUUUUAUGGCUCGAGAUCUUAUACGAGGCCUUUUGGUGAAAGAACCACAGAAGAGAAUUGCUUAUAAAAGAGGUGCUACAGAAAUAAAACAACACCCUUUCUUUGAAGGAGUUAAUUGGGCUCUGGUUAGAAGUGCCAUGCCUCCCCACAUACCAGAUGUCGUUGACUUCUCACAGUUUGCUAGUAAAGAGCCUAUGUCUACAUCUUCGGCCGCGGCUGCAGCAGCCCCAGUGGCUGGUGGUGCUGGAACAAUUAAAAAGAUGCCAGAUUAUGCAGGAGAUGAUCAUAAAACCAACUCUUCUUCCACUGAAGAUCCUUCUUACAUAGAAUUUGAGUACUUUUAG
Messenger RNA from Carica papaya (papaya), 1710 nucleotides. RefSeq names its product AGC kinase 1.5 (gene AGC1.5). Gene Ontology annotation, biological process: protein phosphorylation. Gene Ontology annotation, molecular function: protein kinase activity; ATP binding. Lineage: Eukaryota; Viridiplantae; Streptophyta; Magnoliopsida; Brassicales; Caricaceae. The record is from RefSeq and is a predicted model, not a curated record.